Molecule: messenger RNA, 782 nt
Organism: Mycena citricolor
Lineage: Eukaryota; Fungi; Basidiomycota; Agaricomycetes; Agaricales; Mycenaceae
Source: the annotation of a GenBank genome assembly
ACUUGAUUGUGGCCGGGCUAGACCGUCUUAGGACGUGACUCACGGAUUGUGACCACACGUGAAUCGAAUCAAGGACGCGUCACCUCACCAUCGCUAUUUCCUGGACUAAACGCGUCUCUCGUUCCUUCCAACACAUUUCAGCCCAGCAUGUCGAUUAUGGAUCAAAACGGUGGCUCCGUCAUAGCCAUGGUCGGCAAAGACUGCGUUGCGAUUGCCUGUGACUUGCGACUCGGAAACCAGGCGCUAGGAAUAUCGUCCAACUUUGAGAAGAUGUUCCCAAUUACCGACCGCAUCUACCUUGGACUGCCGGGAUUAGCUACCGAUGUCUUGACGCUCAAGGAACGAUUCAGACUCCGAGUGAACAUGUACACUAUCAAAGAGGAGCGGGAAAUCGAACCGGAAACAUUCUCCAGGCUGGUUUCAUCAACGUUGUAUGAACAUCGCUUCGGACCCUACUUCUGCGAGCCUGUGAUCGCUGGUCUCCAAAAGACGCCGUCCGGGGAACUCAAACCAUUCAUCGCUGCUACCGACCUCAUCGGGUGCUUGAAUUUCGCCAAGGACUUCGUCCUGGCGGGGACGGCGAGUGACAAGUUGUUCGGUGUGGCCGAAUCGUUGUGGGAGCCAGAUCUUGAGCCAGAAGAUCUGUUCGAGACGAUAUCGCAGACGAUGAUGAACGCUGUCGACCGUGAUGCGUAUUCAGGAUGGGGUGUGAUGGUGCAUGUUAUAACGAAAGAUAAGAUCAUUAGCCGUACUCUGAAAGCUAGAAUGGACUAGCUACUCCA